This is a messenger RNA of Salvia miltiorrhiza (redroot sage), 2479 nucleotides long. Its product is annotated as serine/threonine-protein kinase WNK1-like. NCBI's taxonomy places the organism in Eukaryota, Viridiplantae, Streptophyta, Magnoliopsida, Lamiales, Lamiaceae. Gene Ontology annotation, cellular component: cytoplasm. The record is from RefSeq and is a predicted model, not a curated record. Gene Ontology annotation, biological process: protein phosphorylation; intracellular signal transduction. Gene Ontology annotation, molecular function: protein serine/threonine kinase activity; ATP binding. The coding region runs from base 376 to 2022 and encodes 548 amino acids. The transcript has 6 exons.
AUACAUACACAUUGGCCAGAAAAAGGUGAACCUGUGGGUCAAUCUGUGUGUGUUGUGCGUGUGUGGUUUGAUAUUUUUUUUGUUUUGCUGCUCGUGAUGAGAUAGAAAGUGAAGAAGGAGGAAAGCUAGGAAAGGGAAAGAUAAAAAAAAAAAAAAAAAGACUUGUCUUUUUGUGAGGAUUUGGAGAGGUGGGAGUGGAGGGAUAGAGUUGUUUGUUGGGUUGGAAAAAGGGGUACUUUUUUUAGUCUUUUAAAAGGUCUAAUCUUUCUUAAUAAUCAUUUGUUGAAUCUUUGAUUUUAGUAGCCAUUUGUGAAGCAGAUCCCUUGUGCUGAUUCUUGAACUGGGAAUCUCUCUCUCUCUAGAUAAUUGUGAGGAAUGAAUGGUGUUGUUGAUCUUGAUUCAGAAGAUUCUGAGUUUGUAGAAGUUGAUCCUACUGGGAGAUAUGGAAGGUAUAAUGAGAUUCUUGGAAAAGGGGCUUCAAAGACUGUUUAUAGAGCUUUUGAUGAGUAUGAAGGGAUAGAAGUAGCUUGGAACCAAGUUAAGCUAUAUGAUUUUCUGCAGAGCCCUGAGGAUCUUGAGAGGCUGUAUUGUGAAAUACAUCUUCUCAAGACUCUAAAACACAAGAAUAUCAUGAAGCUAUGCACUUCGUGGGUCGAUACGGCCAACAGAAACAUCAAUUUUGUGACUGAAAUGUUCACUUCUGGCACCCUUAGACAGUAUAGGUUGAAACAUAAGAGGGUGAAUAUUAGAGCAAUAAAGCAUUGGUGCAGGCAGAUUUUGCAAGGCCUUCUCUAUCUCCAUAGCCAUGAUCCUCCUGUGAUUCACCGAGACCUCAAGUGCGACAACAUCUUCAUCAAUGGGAACCAAGGCGAGGUCAAGAUUGGCGACCUUGGCCUCGCUGCAAUUCUCAGGAAAUCUCAUGCUGCUCGUUGUGUAGGGACACCGGAGUUCAUGGCUCCGGAGGUGUAUGAGGAGGAAUACAACGAAUUAGUUGACAUUUACUCGUUUGGAAUGUGCAUUUUGGAAAUGGUGACGUUCGAGUAUCCAUAUAGCGAGUGCACUCAUCCGGCCCAAAUUUAUAAGAAAGUGAUCUCUGGGAAGAAACCCGAUGCGCUUUACAAAGUUAAGGAUGCUGAGGUUCGUAGAUUUGUUGAGAAAUGCUUAGCAACCGUCUCAGACAGGUUGUCUGCGUGGGAGCUUCUCAAUGAUCCCUUCCUUCAGAUAGAGGACUACGUUUACGAUAUGAGGCCGCCAACGGGUUAUCAGAGGGACUACGACGACUUAGGCCAGCAUCUGUUGAGUGCUCACCACAGCACCAACAGCUCUUUAGUGAAUGGCUACAACAACUUUCUUGGCUAUGAACCGGAGAAUGACCUAGACUGCAACUCGGUGGAGUAUGAGGGCAACGAGAUUGAUCUGUUCACGAGCCAGGAGGACGACCACUCGGGAAAUGUAGAUGUGUUCAUCAAAGGGAGAAUGACAGAAGACGACAACAUCUUUCUCCGACUCAGGAUUGCAGACAAGGAAGGUAAAGAUGAAUCACAUCAGCUUCUCACGCAUCAAAGCGAGUAUAUAGUUUAUGUCCCCAACUUUAGCAUAUAUUUAUUUGAAUUGGUUUGGUGUGUGCUGUGCACUGCAGGCCCCGUUCGCAACAUCUACUUCCCUUUCGACACUGAGACGGACACAGCCCUGUGUGUGGCGACUGAGAUGGUGGCGGAGCUGGACAUCACGGACCAGGACGUGACUGAGAUUGCCAAGAUGAUAGACGGUGAGAUCGCCUCAUUGGUGCCCAAGUGGAGAAGUGGGGUUGGCUUUGAAGAGAGCAGUCUCAACAACAAGACCAUAAAUUGCUGUCACAUCUGCACCUCAGAUGGCUCUGAUGCAGCAGGUUACUCCUUGCAAGUUCUUCAGUGCCCGAAACACGGAUGUGGGGCCGUGCAUGGCCGUUUUGAAGAGAUCAUGUACCCGUUUGAAGGGGACGAGCAGCAGCAGCAUGGCCCGGAAGUAAGCUCUGAUGACUGAAGAUCAAUGACUUCGGAUAUGAACAACUGACAAGAGAGAUUGCCAUUUGUCUCAAGCAAGGCUGGAACGGAGGGAGGGUGGUUUUGAGCCUGUGUGGAGUCCUCCAUUGCAUCGCGUCUCUGUCCUGGCCCGUUGCUCCCUCAGUCGAGGCAACGGGUAUGUAAAGCUCGUCGUAUACCAACAGUACUAAGGGAUCCUCAAAGGUAGGGCAAGAUCUCAAAGUUAUAAUAGUUUUGGUGCAGCUGUGUAGAUUGUCAGCUGAGUUGAAGAUGAGUUCAUCAUGUACAUUUUUCUAACUGAUGUAUAACGAAAUACUUCAUGGCUUCAGACAUAAACUGGAGUUUUAUUUUGAUCUAUUUGUGACAUCAAAUCUCGUGUCUUGUAUUCGGAUUUAAGUCCAUACUCGGUGGUAUAUUUGUAACUUUGUAUUUUAGUUGUAUUUGGAUUCGGUUACAAA